This is a messenger RNA of Klebsormidium nitens, 3001 nucleotides long. Lineage: Eukaryota; Viridiplantae; Streptophyta; Klebsormidiophyceae; Klebsormidiales; Klebsormidiaceae. The record is from the annotation of a GenBank genome assembly.
AGGAGAAAGGUGCCAGCUGGCAGUGGCACCUGGUGCUUGAGAUCCAGUGGCAGCAGAGAUCAGAAGGGGGAGUUCGCUUGAGCCUGAGGCAACCAAUGAGGGCAAUUCAUAUUACUUCAAGUAGAAGCAAAUGCAACGCAAUGCCGUCCCAAUUGGGGCCUUGUAAUAUUGUCAGGCGUUGGAAGUAUGUGCAAGCCUGGAGGAUGUCGGAAGCAGCCUGAGGUAGCCUCGCUGGGGCACUCCGAUUUCGCAGCUGAAUGGCAGAGGAGCAUGGGGAUGAGUACUUGGAGGCGCUCUCUGCAUUCGUAGAGGAAUGUGCGGAGGGUCUCCUCGAUGGGAGUGUUGUGUUGAGGCUGAAACCCCUGGGCCUGCUCUACCUGGACUCCCGCUUUGGCGCCCUCUCAGAGCUGGAGGCAUUGAGGGCGGAUGCCCCUGUGGACUAUCUGCGGGCGGUGGUGGCGGAUCUGGGGGACUACCGCAAGCUAGAAAAACUGCGGGGCUUUCUGCGGAUGCUCGAGAAGGUCAAAGUCGCUGGCGCAAAUGCGCCGCUUCGUGAUUCUGUGCCCCUGCGCCUAUCCAUGCUGAGCGGACUGCGCCACCUAGAGCUUCACGGUUGCGAUCUGUCCACUGCAGCAGCGCAGGGACUGGUGGAGUUGAAGCCGCAGCUGGAGACACUGGUCUGCGUGGAUUCAACGGACUCAUUAGCAGACCUCCUAGCAGAGCGCGGUGCGCCCCUAAUCCUCCAAACCCCGUGGUCCCGGCUAACCCGGCUAGCCUGCCCGCGUAACCACCUCCGGUUAAUGGACCCCAGCCUGUGCUCGCUGCCAGUAGCGGACGAAAUCGACCUCAGCCGGAACAACCUAACCACAGUGGCUAACCUCCAUAUUUGCGUGCGGUUAACCAAGCUGGACCUGGGGUUCAACUCGAUCACGUCGCUAGUGGGGCUGAACAGGGUGGUAGGGGCGAUUACGCAGCUCAUCCUCCGGGGCAACGGCAUCCACUCACUCGCCGGUCUCGAGAAGCUGUACGCUAUCGAAGCCCUCGACUUGGCGCACAAUGUCAUCGGGUCGCUCUCCGAAGUCGCUCGGCUGGGGCAGUUACCGUCGUUGACCCGGCUGUGGUUAGAGGGGAACCCGAUCGAGCUGCGACGGAACUACCGAGCGGAGGUUCUGGGCCUGCUGCAAGACGGAGAGAAGGUGAAGCUGGACGGCCGGCACAGCUCCACCUUCGAGCGUUUCGCGAUCCGCACUCAGCAGAGGCGCAACGCUCGCGCGCCCCGCUUUCCGGAGCCUGUGUACCCGUCUGGAGCUUACGUGGCGGCCGUAGAGAGCGCCACGUCAGAGGGCAAGGAAGCGCAUCCACAUGUACAUAAGAUCAGACCCACCCGCAUCGCCGAGCCGGAGAUCGUGGAUGAAGCUCCUGACGAAGACUCGCGAACCCCUCCCAAGACCGCGUGUAUAAUGGAGCACCCGGAAGAAGACCCCGAGCGCAUGUUUAGCGUCCGGGCGUUGAAGCACAGCCCUCCGACACGUGUCAGAAGCCCAUUGGCCGAAGAGGCGUCCCCCCCAGAAGCGACCACUUCUUCAGCGGAAGAAGAGCUCGCAGGCGACCCGCGCUUUGUCGAGAGUGUGAAUAGGCCCCCGUUGCUGUUUAAAAGCCCAGGUUCCGGAAUCGUGGAGGGUUUUCACACCCCGGUUUGGACCGCGGAAGAGGGGCCGAGCGGUGGGAGUACUCCGCGGAGUGUGAAUAGGCUGCCGUCGCCUGUGGCGGAUGCGACGCCGGGCAGAGAAGGUGCGGAAGAAUUUCACAUCGCGAUGUCAGUCUCAGAAGAUGAGUCCAGCAGCAGUACUACGGUGGCGAGUGUGAAUACGCCCCCCUCGUCUGGGGCGGAGUACGAGGCCCCUAGUCCGAACGAGGGUGAGGGUAUUCACACACCAAGCGUUUUAGGGGCAGAGCAGUUGAACUGGAAGACUGCAAACGGGAACGUAAAUGAGGUCCAGAUCGGGGCGGCUUCCAUCUCUGAGGGCACACAUAAGCGGGAUCCCUUCGGGUUGGGUGUAGACGGAACGGGGCCAAAGUUGGGCUCGUCAGAGAAUCAUGAGGAGCGCUUAACGACUGCGGCGGGAAGGGCAAAGGAUUUGCACGGAGACCCGAGAUCCGGUCUGAUUCAGAAAGGAGGGUACGAAAGAGGGGGGCUUGACAGAACCGGUCAGAAGCGUGGUGCGGAAAGAUCGGCUCUUCGGCUGGAAGAGCCUUCGCACGCCGGGACGGCAGUCAUAAACGAAAAGAUUCCGGUCAAGCAGGAGGAGAGGGGUCGGAAGGAUUGGGUAUCCGGUGGCAGGGAAAGCGAACCCCCCCUGCGAACGAAAAAGAGGCCGGGGAUAGGGAACGGAAGCAGUGGAACGGAAGAGUGGUGUCGGUCGGGGUCGGAAUUGCCCGGUGUUUGUCAAAGAGGAGGCCUUCGCCAUCUAAUCGUAAGAACCGCAGUGGAAACGGACACGGAAGAGAGUCAGAAGUGUUUGGAGACGCCUACGCCCUCAGAGGAAGAGAUCGACGUCGUAGAAAGAAACGCGCUCAAGGCAAAGAAUGAAGGGGCAGCGGAAGGAGGGAGUUUAGGAAGCUUAGAUUGUGCAGGUGACCGGGAUCCGGCACUAGCAUCAGGAUUACUACUUACAGAAUCUGCGGUUAAGGAGCAGCCAAAAUCGCUCGAGUCGCCCGACACGGAGAGCCUUCUAUCAGCUAGUGGUUCAGGUUCGGAUCUACUAAUAGGAACCCGCACUCAGGAAGCUUCUGAUGGCGAUUUGAAGUCAAUCGAAAAUAGUAUCAUAUCGUCAAAGCCCAGCAAACAGGCAAAAAGGAGGAGCAAAGCACGCGUCGUAAAUCUUGACGCCUAGAUUAGAGACCGUACAGGACUGGAACGCGGCCCUAACAAGCAGAUUAUCAUAUGCAUCACUGAGUCAACUUUGCGCCACAUCGAGUGGCCCGGCCCACACAAACCAUG